AUGUCAGGUUUUCUGAAUUACCAUGGAGAACCUAAAAAGCUUGUAGUUAAGAGAAAUAAUAAACAACUGAUAAAAGGGGAAAAUAAAAAGAAGAUAUGUAUCGAGGGGAAUAUUGCGAGUGGAAAAACAACAUGCCUGGAUUAUUUUGCAGAAACUACCAGCAUUGAGGUUUUGACAGAACCAGUGGCUAAAUGGAGAAAUGUUCGUGGUCAUAAUAUUCUGGGCUUAAUGUACCAAGAUGCAUCAAGAUGGGGGAUAACAUUACAGACAUACAUACAGCUUACCAUGUUGGAACAGCACACCAGACCAAUGAUUUCCUCUGUAAGAAUGAUGGAGAGAUCAAUUCACAGUGCAAAAUACAUUUUUGUAGAAAACUUAUAUCAAAGUGGAAAAAUGCCAGAAGUGGAUUAUGUUGUCCUGACUGAGUGGUUUGAUUGGAUCAAGAACAAUACGGAUGUGUCGGUUGAUUUGAUAGUCUAUCUGCAGACUUCUCCUGAAGUUUGUUAUGAGAGAUUAAAGAGAAGAUGCAGAGAAGAGGAAAAGAUCAUUCCCUUGGAAUAUUUAGAAGCUAUUCAUCAGCUCUAUGAAGAAUGGUUGAUUAAACAGACACGUUUUAAAGUUUCUUGUCCUGUUCUUGUUAUUGGAGCUGACCAUGACAUGCAGAAAAUGGUAGAGAAGUAUGAAGAAAACCGGGACCAAAUACUAAACCCAUAUAAUAUGCAGCACUGUUUAUAGAAGUCUGUUGCUGUAUUUUAAAAAUCAUGAUUAUGAAGUCUGAUUUUGGAG
Messenger RNA from Tinamus guttatus (white-throated tinamou), 786 nucleotides. The record is from RefSeq and is a predicted model, not a curated record. Lineage: Eukaryota; Metazoa; Chordata; Aves; Tinamiformes; Tinamidae.